CCCUUUCCCAUUCCCCACCUUGUCGUUGAUGACCUGGAUGAAAGCGUGCACCACACGACCAGAAGACCCACAUCUUCAACUUGCCCAUAUACUAUCUCUCUUCUUCAUUUUGUUGGUUAAAAACGCAGGCGUAGCAUUGUUUUGACUUGGAAUUAGUCUCUCUUCUCCUGAUAAGCUCACUUGACCGACUUCACUCUCCCCAUUAACUCUCCUACUCCACCUAUAUAUACAUAUGCAUAAACCCUCUUCUCCGCUAAACUCAACGCAUCUCUCCUAUCUCUUGUUCACACGUUUCAUAGGAAAAACAGCUUUCAUAAGUUCAUAAACCUUUGUUUUCUUUUGAUUUCUCUCCCUCUUUCACACUUUCUAGCUUCAAGAAUUCAAGAAUUUAAGAUCAAGAAUUCAAGAAUUCAUCUCUUAUGGCUCUUGAAGCUCUAAAUUCACCCACCACGGCCACUCCUAUAAACUAUGAGGAUACCUGGACCAAAAGGAAACGAUCCAAGAGGCCUCGUAGUGAAUCCCCUCCUACCGAGGAUGAGUAUCUCGCUCUCUGUCUCAUCAUGCUUGCUCGUGGUGGCGGCAAAGAAGCUUCAUCUUCAUCUCCACCGCCACCAAAACCGCCAGCUUUGACUCUUUCUUACAAGUGCACGGUUUGUGACAAAGUUUUCCCUUCUUAUCAAGCUCUUGGUGGACACAAGGCUAGCCAUAAAAAAUCUUCCUCUGAGACUGCCACUGUCACCGCCAACCAUAAUCCUUCUUCCUCCUCCACCUCUACCGCCACCGCCAACACUGCCAGUGGUAGGACCCAUGAGUGUUCUAUCUGCCAUAAGAGUUUUCCCACCGGUCAAGCCUUAGGUGGCCACAAGCGCCGCCACUAUGAAGGACCUAUUGGUGGUGGCAACAACAAUAGCAGCAGCGCUGUAGCCUCAUCGGAAGGUGGCGCAAGCCAAAGUCAGAGUCAAAGUCAAAGCCGAGGCGGCGGCUUCGAAUUUGACCUGAACGUGCCUGCUAUGCCUGAGUUCAAUGAUCCAAGAAUCAGUCAAGAAGUUUUCAGAGAGCAAGAAGUGGAGAGUCCACUGCCUGGAAAGAAACCAAAAUUAUCGUUGUUGCUUAAGCAAGAAGAAACUGAAAUGGGAAUUUCUUUGCAAGAUUGAUGAGAUACAGAGCUUGCACAUUAGGUUAAUUAGAAAGAUUCUUGAUUGGAGUUAUUUUUUUUAUGGUUCUGUGCAGAAUUUGUUCAUUUUGUGAUCUUCUUUGUUGUAUUUUUACUCUUGGUCAUUUAUUCAUUCAUUAAAUUUGCUCCAAUAUUUAAUAAAAUUUAGUUUGAUGUUUGAUA
This is a messenger RNA of Hevea brasiliensis (rubber tree), 1336 nucleotides long. RefSeq names its product zinc finger protein ZAT10. The transcript has a single exon. Gene Ontology annotation, molecular function: DNA-binding transcription factor activity. The record is from RefSeq and is a predicted model, not a curated record. NCBI's taxonomy places the organism in Eukaryota, Viridiplantae, Streptophyta, Magnoliopsida, Malpighiales, Euphorbiaceae. Bases 420 to 1154 code for a protein of 244 amino acids. Gene Ontology annotation, biological process: response to stress.